AUGGUUCUCAAAUUCAUAUUAAUACAAAAUCGUCAGGGCAAGACGCGGUUAGCCAAAUGGUAUUCGCCGUAUUCUGAUUCUGAAAAGCUUAAACUAAAAGGCGAUGUUCACAGACUGGUAGCUUCGCGCGACCAGAAGUUUCAAAGCAACUUUGUGGAAUUUAAGGAGUCGCAAGUAAUAUACCGGCGGUACGCAGGGCUUUUUUUCUGUGUAUGUGUGGACGAGAUUGACAAUGAACUAUAUUAUCUUGAGGCCAUUCACUUGUUCGUGGAGGUCCUUGAUACAUACUUCCGCAACGUGUGCGAGCUGGAUCUCGUGUUUAACUUUUACAAGGUUUACACGAUUCUCGAUGAAGUUUUCUUGGCUGGUGAAAUUGAAGAGACGUCCAAGCAAGUGAUUCUGAGGCGGUUGGAAGAGUUAGACCGACUGGAGUAA
This is a messenger RNA of Magnusiomyces paraingens, 435 nucleotides long. RefSeq lists its product as uncharacterized. Gene Ontology annotation, biological process: protein transport; clathrin-dependent endocytosis. Bases 1 to 435 code for a protein of 144 amino acids. Gene Ontology annotation, molecular function: clathrin-cargo adaptor activity. The record is from RefSeq and is a predicted model, not a curated record. The transcript has 2 exons. Lineage: Eukaryota; Fungi; Ascomycota; Dipodascomycetes; Dipodascales; Dipodascaceae. Gene Ontology annotation, cellular component: intracellular membrane-bounded organelle; AP-2 adaptor complex.